GGCUCGGGCCGGCCGCGGGGAAUCCGAGCCGGCCGGCUGGCCCUGAGCAUCGCCGAGGGGCCGGGCGAGGGACCCCGGGUGCGGCAGGGGGCGGCGCAGGGCCAUGCUUCUACGCCAGUCCAGACCCCGGGCCCGGGACCCUGCCCUAUCCCUGGGCCUCAGCUGGAGCAGGACAGGGCCCCCACCCCACUCGAGCCUCGGGUCCCAGGCGAGACUGGCAGGACAUCUUGGACAGGGUCACGGUCCCACCCUCUGAGCUUGGGGUGCCAGGGUGGGUGCCCCCUUCUCCUGGGGGACUCCUAUCAUGUCAGCCGCAGGGCUUGGGUGACAGCCUCCUGCUGAGUCCUGACCUUGGGGCUGAAGGCUGCCCCUGGGGGAGCCUUGGUAGCGCCCUGAAUCACCCUCUCAGAGCUGGCAGGCUGCCCACCCCUCUGCGUAACCACUGCCCUUCCUGUUUCCAAACUGAACGGCUCCUGGCAGCUCCUGUUGGUUGUUGGCGUGGGCUCUGGGCAGGAAGGCCAGGCCCACAGGAUGUCUGGUGGCCAGGAAGGUAGCCCUGAGUGCCCCCCGAGGGCAGAAAACCGAGGCCCUGAGGACGGGAGGGGGUGCUGGAAGUCUCCGGAGAGCCAUUUUCCGAGGCCAGGCACUGCUGUUCCCAUACCUGAGACAGGGUGAGCUCACCUCCGGGACUCCGCCCAAUGCCAGGCAUGCUGGGGCCUUGGGGCCUUCAGCACCCACUGGGCCCCAUCAGACUUCGGUGGUGGGUGGUGGGCAAGGCAGAGUGUGCUGGCCCAUAUUCCCCAAUGAGAGGACCAAGACUUAUGAUGGUGAGUGACCUGCCCACAGAGUGGGAGGCAGAGCCUGCACAGGCUUCUAGGUGUCCUGUUCCUGGGUGGGGCUCUUACCACAGCUUGCAUGGCCUCCCUCACUGGCGGCCCCCGUAGGGCACUCAGCACCAAAGGCACAGGAAUCCCCCAGGCCCAGUGGGAUGCGAGUUUGUCCUGGACACCAGGGAGUGAGCUGACUCUCAGGGAGACAACCCAGCAGCCCGAACCCCCCGCGUCUCAGUCCGUAUUGAAAAAUGGGAGACUUGGAGUCAGACUUCAACCUGAGAGUCGUCCUCGUCAGUUUCAAGCAGUGUCUCAACGAGAAGGAGGAGGUGCUGCUGGACCACUACCUCACUGGCUGGAGGGGGCUGGUCAGAUUCCUGAACAGCCUGGGUGCCAUCUUCUCCUUCAUCUCCAAGGACGUGGUGACAAAGGUGCAGAUCUUGGAGCGCCUGCGCAGCAGCCCCCAGCAGGAGCACUACCUCAGCCUGCAGUCCAUGGUGGCCUAUGAGGUGGGCCACCAGCUGGUGGACCUGCAGCGACGCUCCCGUUACCCCGACUCGGGCUGCCGGACACUGCUACGGCUGCACCGGGCUCUGCGCUGGCUGCAGCUCUUCCUGGAGGGCCUGCGCACCAGCCCUGAGGACGCCAGCACCGCCGUGCUCUGCACCGACUCCUACAACGCCUCACUGGCUGCCUACCACCCCUGGGUCAUCCGCCAGGCCGUCACCAUGGCCUUCUGCACGCUGCCCACACGCAAGGUCUUCCUGGAGGCCAUGAACGUGGGGUCCCCCGAGCAGGCUGUGGAGAUGCUGGGCGAAGCCCUGCCCUUCAUCGAGCACGUGUACAGUGUCUCCCAGAAGCUCUACACCGAGCACGCCCUGCUGGACCUGCCCUAGGGGCUGGCGGCCCAGGCCGCACGCUUGCCCUCCUCCAGGGCCUGACCAUCCCGCCAUGGAGCUUUCCAGGCGCCCCAGAAGCGGGAACACUACUGUCCCCCUGCGAGCUGAGCCUGUGGGGAGCAACAGGCCCAGCGUGGCCCCCUUGGGCUGCAGACAGAAAGCAGGUACUGGCCAUCUACUCCAUACCCGUCCUCUCGCUCUGCCCGUGAGCAUCUUAGCUUUAUCCUCAGCCAAAUCCAGCGUGUGUCCAGUCAGGUGUCACCCAGGUGGGUGAAGUGCAGAAGGCAGGUGGGGGGCAGAAUCAGUGUUUGUACGAAAGCUUGAGGGGCUGCCCUGGCCGGCACGUCCAGUCUGUGAAAUACAGGAAGCCACCCGUCUUGGGAGUGCAGACUCCUUGCCAGCCGACCUGUCCAGCUGGUGCGUGUCCUUCGCAGGCCUGGGACACACAGUGUCUGUGCCUGGCUGGGCUGCUUCUGGCCCCUCCAUACCUGACUGACUGUCCCCAGGGCACGGAGGGGACCCUCAGCAGCAGCUGGCACUGCAGCUCACGCCCUGCUCCUCACCCUGUGGGCUGGGGGCCCAUGUGUCCUCAGCAGUGACAGCCGGGAGUUGAAGCCACACACACAGGCCUGCACACGUCAGCUGCCUCCUGGGGCCACACUGCUGCCCGGUUCUCCCCUAGGCAGCUGUGUCUGCACAGCACAGCCCCGAAGCCCCCAGGAGCCCAUGACUGCUGGGCCAGCUGGCCUCUCCCUCCCCGGCAUCCAGCAAGAAGCUGCAUCCCCUCUUCCCUGCCUCUUGCUGUCCCGUCCCCAUGGAGCUCAGGACACCCAGGCCGCAUGGCACCAGGAGGGUCCUGGACCCCGUGCCUGAUAGGCUGGCUGUCAGCCACACCCAGCCCAGCCAUCACCGAGCCCUUGGAAGCCUGGCCUGUUUCUCCGACUCUUCACUAUGAUCAGGGCCUUUUUGGCACCCAAGGGUCAGUGUCCCCAUACAACAGAUGUGCAUAAGCGGAGCCUGUGGGACCCUUGGAAAUUAUAACACGGGUGGUGGGUUUUCCGAGCUGAAUAAAUUGCAAUUACAGAACC
Messenger RNA from Rhinolophus ferrumequinum (greater horseshoe bat), 2817 nucleotides. RefSeq names its product ceramide-1-phosphate transfer protein (gene CPTP). Gene Ontology annotation, molecular function: ceramide 1-phosphate transfer activity; ceramide 1-phosphate binding. NCBI's taxonomy places the organism in Eukaryota, Metazoa, Chordata, Mammalia, Chiroptera, Rhinolophidae. The record is from RefSeq and is a predicted model, not a curated record. Bases 1082 to 1726 code for a protein of 214 amino acids. Gene Ontology annotation, cellular component: cytosol; membrane; cytoplasm. Gene Ontology annotation, biological process: intermembrane lipid transfer; ceramide transport. The transcript is spliced from 3 exons.